UUCAACUGAGAAUCGAGAGCGAUGUUUUCGGUUAUUGAUUAGUAUGCCUGAAAUGGCAAGUGUGUACGGAAGCAGCGUGUUCCAGGUGGUAUGACUCUAGACAUGUCUGUGAGCUUUUGUAGAUUUUUUGUAGUUUUAAAAUAAGCCAUGCCUUUCUAAGUACAGUCCGAAAGCAUUAUUAUUGAUAACUGUGACAGCUCUAUAGCCUUGGUACCUGUUUACAAAUUUAGCCGAGUGGGUAUUCAACAGUUAAGAUGGAGAAGGGCUCCACAGGCGCUGCAGAAAAGAUCCAGCCGGUUUUGCCUUGUAAGGAUAGCAGCGAUGAAGACACUUGCGCCGCAAAUGCCCACGACUCCAGAGAAGGAACCUGUGGUGCUACUGCAGGCCGAGCCAGAUGGACUCUGCUGAGACAGGUGUUGUGUCAGAAGCAGGCAGAGAGUCCUGAGGUCAAACAGGUGUCUGUUCGCAGGUUUGCCACCUUUGACCUUUUCAGAAGAAAGGAACUCUCAGCACAAGAACACUGUGAUACCUCAGAUGACCAGUGGGUGGAGUACAGAAGUGUCUACUAUCCUGAGUAUAGUGCCUUCCUCAGGGAUAACCUGGGACCUCUCAAAGUUAAUGAAGUGCUUAAUAGUUUCGACAACACUGGCAAUGUCUGUGUGUGGCCCUCUGAGGAGGUGAUGGCACAUUACUGUCUGCAGAAACGCCACAUUUUCAAGGGUGCAGUGUGCGAGUUAGGAGGAGGUAUGACUUGUCUUGGUGGGCUCAUAGUUGCCAUUUCUGCUGACGUGAAGGAAGUUCUCCUAUCAGAUGGGAAUGAGAAGUCCAUUCAGAAUGUUCGGGGAGUGGUCGAGAGAAACCGGCAGGCUGGAAAGUUUAGGUCAACACACGUAUCUUCAAGGGUGGUUAGGUGGGACUCCGAGAUGGAUAUUUCAGCCCUGGAAGGUCACUUUGAUACCAUCAUGUGUGCAGACUGUUUGUUUCUCGACCAGUACAGAGCCUGCCUGGUUGAUGCCAUAAGGAGAUUACUGCGACCCGACGGCAUGGCAUUGGUGUUCGCUCCUGAAAGAGGUGAAACUCUAACACUGUUUUGUCAGCUGGCCCAGCAGGCCGGACUGCGUGUCUCUCAACACCAGCAGUACGACGCUCAGGUCUGGGAUAUUCACUUAAAGAUGCUGAGAGAAGGAAAGCAAGCAUACGAUGAGAAAAUCCACUAUCCUCUCCUCGUCACCGUGACCAAAGGACCUCAACCUGUCAAUGCAGCUCAGUAAAAUCAAAUAAUUCGAGUUGCUAAAAUGCAGUCGAUGAAUCUCCUUAACUGAUCUUCACACCCAAUUUAUUGUGCCAAAUAUCAUUAUUUUGAAGACGAUCGUAUGUACAGAAUGUAUACAUCGAACUCCUAUAGUACUGUUGUACUUGCAUUCAUUGACCCAAUACUGUGGAAAAUGGAAAAUGAUGUAUUUUUGUGUAUGUGUGUAUGAAGUGGAUGUCAUUUUUUGAUCUUUUCUAAAUGUAAAUGAGAACAACAAACUUCUUUUGGUUUGGUUUUGUGGGAACAACAUUUUUUGACACUCCCGGUUAAGACGAAUAAAAAACCCCACAAUAAAAUUAUGUUGUAUUGCCGUAGAGUAAUCUCACACUGAAAAUCUCUGAAAGAUCCAAUCUUUAAUUUGAGUAAAAGUUUAUUUAGUGGGGGAAAAUACAAUGUUAAGAAGAAAAGGUUUUAAACAAAAUCACAUUUAUUGGCACUCCUGUCGUUUGUACUUUGUACAACCUACCUUUGCUAAUAGUGCUUAAUCUUCUCUGUUUUUGUGUCCUUGGUUCUUUUUUUAUCCUGUUGUUGCUUUGGGUUGCUUCAAAAGGUGUUCUGCAGGAUUUAAGUCCAUUAAACCAUUCCUGCACAGUAUUACAAAGUUUUAAACAAUUUAAAUUUCCUGGUUAAAGAGUUCAUGAUUCCUACACUGUUAUAAGGUACCCCUUGGCCUUUGGAAGAGACACACGCCCACAAGAUCACAGACCCUCCACCAUACCUUGCAGUGAGCAUUAAGUGCUUCACAUAUUCAGCCUUUGUUUUAUGCCAGAAUACUGCAUCUUAAUUUCAUCUAACCAGAGCAGUUGAAGCAAAAGAUGUGUAUGUUUGUAAUAGUGGGACAGAAAAAGUUUGGUUUCUGGGAUCACCCUCAAUAAAGUGGUCACUAUGGAUACUCAGUGACCCCAACAUGUCACUCUUUGCUGCAGUUGUUUUGCUUUUAACAUCCUGCUCACUGUCAGUUGUGGUGAGAUAAACACCAGUCCUUGUCCAGUCUAGCAGUGGCUAAAAGAAAUGAGCCUCUUUGUCAUGUCCUAUUUAUACCACAGGCAAAUGACCACUCAUUACCAAGAAGAAUAAACUCUGAUCAAUCCUAAAGAGUAUUAAUUAAAAAUCAGACUCACAUUUAUUUUGAAACGAUUGUGAGAAAUGCUGAUUUUUGCCCAAACAAUGACUUUGUCAGUAUUCUUAAGCAUGGGAGUUUUUUCCCCUCUGCAAUUAAUUUGCACAAAAAAAAGUUGGAUUUUUCAAUUUUUUUAGUGUGAGAUCCUGUAAAUACAGAAUGCCUGAAUGUCCAGAGUUUAUGGACAAUUUGUAAAUUUUCAGGUGCUGGAGAACAAUCAUCAGGAGUAUGAAACUGGUACCAAAUCCUGUGUUCUUCUUGAGUUCAAACAUAAACAAAAUCAACUCCUAACCUUACAAACAUUUGCUUCUUAAGUUUAUCCAGUCAAACUUGCCACGCUUUUAUCGACUAACUGUUCUCAGGUCUUUUCUCAUACAUCACCCGUCUUCCUGCUUCUUGUAUCAUGAGGAAAACAGCAGGUGUGAAGGCGUCUGUUGCAGCUAGUGAUGCGUUUCCAUAUUACACUGUGAUCCACUGGUGUACACAACAGCCAAGACGCUAUGCAGUACCUCCCAGUGGUUGCUGUUUACAUUUAUCUUGAGAUAAUCAGCCUCAGAAAAAAGGUUAAAAAAAGAAGGAAGUUAUAAAAGUGUUCUCACUGUUUUGAUGAUUAAAAUUGUAUUGCAAAGUAGUUGAAAAGGUUCAAGUGUUUAAUCACAUUUAUUUGUACUUGUAGUGUGAUUUGCUGUUUUAUUUUUUGUUUGUUGUUUGAUUAUAGUGUUAAACAUGAGUACCCUCCCUCCACUGUGACUGUACACAGAUACACAAUCACUCUUUAAUACAGCAUCAACAGCUCCAGUGUUGACAAAAAUGUACAACAGUCUAGCAUGUGGUAUGUUUCAGGUUGCAACAUCACAUCGCUAUCAGUGCCCACAAACUUCAAAAUAACCAGUUUUUUCACCCUGUGUUAACAAAUCCAUUAUAGCCAGUAAUUCCUCUUGGAACAUAGACUAGAUUCAGACUAGUUUUCAAGCUGGUCCUACUUUUGUGCUGCCCUAAAACAUAGGAGGUGCAAGAAAAAGUACAGACAAUCUGUAAAAAUGAAUCUGUGCAGGGCAGACGUGGGCUGGUUUCUGAUUUUAAAGUAUGCCACAAUUUUAAGAAUUCACAAUUCAAGCUCAGUGUUCUUUACCCAAUCUAUGAUUGGUCAAAUAACUAUUAGCUAAAUUACUCGAAAGACGGGGCAAAGUUCCCUACAGUGUCAGAAAUUCGGUAGGCCGAGGUGAGUGAAUCUUCAUCAGUGCAGAAAAUCACAGUAUCUACAUAAAGUAGCAUCAGAUUAAGUAUCUUUUAUUAUACAGUUAUUGCUAUGUUAUUGGCAGCGGGGAACCCUCAGGGCCCUCUUUGGGCGUCCAGUAAAUUUUGAAAUAUUUUUUAUUUACCUAAUAUUCAAAUGAAAUCAUCCAGUGUCCUUUAAAAGCAGUCAAUUCCUAUUCUGAGACUGUAUGUUUUUACAGUAUCUGAUAGGCUGCUAGCUGCCGUGUUUGGAAAUAUUAGCUACAGUUUGGAAAUUUUGCAGCUGUGGCACAUGUUUACAUGGCACUUUUGAGUUGGCGUGCUCAUGCAGCUGAAUUUUUCAACAAAUCUAUGGCAGCCUGGCUUAGCCUCAGAUCACAUCAUGUACGAAUAGCAGAUACAGGUAAAGAAGCAAUGUUAGAAUGAUAUCCAACUAAAUUAGAAUGUCUUCAUAUGCCAUAGAAAUUCAAGGCAGAUACGUAAUAGUGUAUAACAGGUAGAAUAAUGGAAAACAAUAUUUGAUAGAAACAUAGCAGCAGUAGAAAUAGAAAAUAAAUAUCUUAUUGGUUUAUUAUUAUUUUUACUAAACGAUGUACCAGCCUAUACCUAAUAUAUGGUUAUUUGAAACUGAUCUAAAAUUUCAGUCCUCUUUGACCAGAAACUGAUCAUUUAAAUGUUAUGUUUAUUAUUUUGUAGUAAUUUGAGCAAAAGACAGAAAUGAGGGCUUUUAAAUCAAAUACUUAUACCCAGUGUCAAGGUGAUCAUAGAGUUAGAUUAUGAGUUUUUGCUUUGCUGUAAUGAAAACUGUUUGGAUGUUGUUCAUGUUAUUUUCGAAUAAAUAAUAUAUUUUUUCUUCA
This is a messenger RNA of Girardinichthys multiradiatus, 4525 nucleotides long. RefSeq names its product calmodulin-lysine N-methyltransferase (gene camkmt). The transcript is spliced from 12 exons. The record is from RefSeq and is a predicted model, not a curated record. Gene Ontology annotation, molecular function: calmodulin-lysine N-methyltransferase activity. The coding region runs from base 255 to 1271 and encodes 338 amino acids. Gene Ontology annotation, cellular component: cytoplasm. Lineage: Eukaryota; Metazoa; Chordata; Actinopteri; Cyprinodontiformes; Goodeidae.